AUGUCUAGGUUUUUUCUCUGCUUCGUCGAGCAUGGUUAUUGCCCAACAACAACAACAACAACAACAACAACAACAACUCAAUUGAUCACGAAAGUCAACGAUACACAACAACUGGAUCACCCACCACUCAAAAUGUCCGCGCUAGCUGAGCCCAAGGCAGCCGAUUCCGUCACCAGCCUUCCGGCUGCCGAUAUCGAAUCUCGGAUGAGGCCAAAGGGAUGGCUCUACCGCACUUGGAAGAUUGGGCCAUGGACCACUACCUACUACGCAUCCCCUCUAACGCAAGUCAUUCUCGUCUCCUUCAUCUGUUUCUGCUGUCCUGGCAUGUACAAUGCAUUGUCUGGGCUAGGAGGAGGUGGCCAGCUUGACCCUACUGCUGCUAAUAAUGCCACCGUGGCUACGUACGCUACCUUUGCUGCCGUUGCAUUUUUCGCUGGUUCUAUCCACAAUAAGCUUGGCGUGCGGACCUUGCUAGUAGUGGGAGGAUUUGGGUAUGCAGUCAUGGUGUCCUCUUACAUCUGCUACAAUCACACCAGUAACCAAGGCUUCGUCGUCUUUGGAGGUGCCUUGGCCGGCUUUUGCGCGGCCCUCUUGUGGACGGCCCAGGGUACUGUCGUCAUGGGCUAUCCGUCCGAGUCUUCUAGGGGCAGGUAUAUUAGCUUGAACUGGGCUAUUUUCAACAUGGGCGCUGUCCUAGGAGCUUUGAUUCCUCUCGGUAUGACGAUCAACGGCGCUGGAACUAGUGUCGGAGACGGCACUUAUAUUGCAUUCACGGUAUUGAUGCUCAUCGGUUCGGGUUUAGGCUUCAGCCUUGUCAAAACCUCCCGUGUUAUUCGAGAGGAUGGGUCCCGCGUGGAGCUACCUGCGCAGCCAUCAUGGAAGAGCGAGCUGAUUGGACUCUGGAAAACUCUGCAAGCCGACACUUUCAUCGUUUUACUUUUUCCGAUGUUCCUCUCCUCCAAUUGGUUCUAUACCUAUCAGUUUAACAACUACAACUUGGCGAGAUUCGACAUCCGUACGAGGUCGCUAAAUAAUGUUAUUUAUUGGGUGAUGCAAAUCGUUGGAUCAUUCGUGUUCGGAUCCGCUCUCGACUGGAAUCGCUUCUCUAGGCAGACCCGGGCUCGCUGUUCCUGGGUUGCCCUCUUCCUCCUGACGAUGGCGAUUUGGGGCGGUGGCUUGAAGCACCAGAUCGGCUUCACGCGUGCUGAUGUCAAGCCUGUCGCAGACGAACGAAUCAACUGGACGGACGCGGAGUUUGCCCCUCUGUUUGUGCUCUACAUCUUCUGGGGUUUCUUCGAUGCCGCCUGGCAAACGUGCAUUUACUGGUAUAUGGGCGCAUUGUCGAACAGCCCUCGCAAAUUGUCUCUCUACGCUGGCUUCUACAAGUCCAUUCAAAGCACUGGAAGUGCUAUUGUCUGGCGUCUCGAUAGUCUGCUCGUAUCAUACGCCGUCAUGUUCGGUCUCGCCUGGGGUUUGCCCGUUCUUGGUCUUAUAUGUUCGGUGCCCGUGGUUUGGUUCAAGAUCAAGAAUCAGACAGUGUCAGAGGGGAUUAUGGUCGAAGACCGGGCUGAAGAUGUGUCAGGCGGCAGGGAUAAGUCG
Penicillium argentinense is the source of this 1599-nucleotide messenger RNA. RefSeq lists its product as uncharacterized. The transcript has 4 exons. Gene Ontology annotation, molecular function: transmembrane transporter activity. The annotation marks the transcript as partial. NCBI's taxonomy places the organism in Eukaryota, Fungi, Ascomycota, Eurotiomycetes, Eurotiales, Aspergillaceae. The record is from RefSeq and is a predicted model, not a curated record. Gene Ontology annotation, biological process: transmembrane transport.